Molecule: messenger RNA, 4655 nt
Organism: Bufo bufo (common toad)
Lineage: Eukaryota; Metazoa; Chordata; Amphibia; Anura; Bufonidae
Gene: CNPPD1
Product: cyclin Pas1/PHO80 domain containing 1
Exons: 8
Coding region: 105-1445 (446 amino acids)
Biological process (GO): regulation of cyclin-dependent protein serine/threonine kinase activity
Cellular component (GO): nucleus; cyclin-dependent protein kinase holoenzyme complex
Molecular function (GO): protein kinase binding; cyclin-dependent protein serine/threonine kinase regulator activity
Source: RefSeq, a predicted model, not a curated record
GCGAAGUGACAGGAAGAGGCGGAGUCUCCUGGUCGGAUCUCCGCAGGACAGUGAGGCCUGUGCAGCGGUGUCAGCCCCGGCCUCGCCGUAAUUUUGAAGCCGCCAUGGAGCGCCGAAUGCCAGGCCGCAUGUUUGGCCAUCACCCUCGGGAGGAGAGCGGGCGCAGCGGCUUCCAGCUGCCGUCACAGGACUUCAUGGAGUUCCCGUUUCUCCCCGGACACCCCCAGCUGAGCGAGCGCGUGCGGAAGCGUCUGUAUUAUGGAUGGGAGGCGGAGUGCCCCAUGGAGGACCUGUCCAGUCCAGUGGCCGACAUUGCUGUGGAACUGCUGCAGAAAGCCGCUCCCAGCCCCAUCCGUCGCCUGCAGAAGAAGUAUGCAGCUCACGUGUCCCGGGAGGCCUGUAUCUCGCCCUGCUCCAUGAUGCUGGCCUUGGUUUACAUAGAGCGGCUGCGACACCGGAACCCCGAGUACCUGCAGCAGAUUUCAUCAUCCGACCUGUUCCUCAUUUCUAUGAUGGUGGCGAGUAAGUAUCUAUACGACGAGGGUGAGGAGGAAGAAGUGUUCAAUGAUGAGUGGGGCGCAGCCGGAAGACUGGAUGUCCAGACAGUGAACAAUUUGGAGAUGAAUUUCCUCAGCGCGAUCGACUGGUGUUUGUACACUCGCCCAAGGGAAUUCUUUGAGGUGCUGCAGUGGUUGGAAGGCCGAGUGGCCGAGCAGCAGGGUAUGAAGCGCGGCUGGUUCACCUACACCGAUCUGACAGUGCUGCUGGAGCAGGAGCUGUGGCAGAAAGCCUUCAGUGAUUUCUUCCAGCAAAUAACCAAGCUGGCCUGUCUCCUGAGUCUUGUCUACCUGACCGGUGUUGCCACCUUCUUUGCCUCCGUUUCUGUACUCCAUAAGGCUGCCGGCGAGGUAAACGGCACAGCACUUCUCCCUCCUGUCGUGGACCCAACUCCAGAUGCCUCCGUGCCUCUGUUUAUUCCAGUUACACCAGAGGAGAUCUCCGAGGCCAGCCUGAUCGUUCCUGCCCUGGAGGAGGAGUGCGUGGACAAGCGGUCCAGCAUCCCGGCAACUGCUUUGUACCUAUGGGGCUCAGUGCUGACUGCACUUACUUACAAGGAUCCAGGGGGGGCUGCAGUUGAGGAACCACAACUCCCCGACCAGUACUGUCCACACUGCACUAAACCAAAAUUGUCGUCCUGGCCUAAGACCUGCCAUCAGAAGAACGCCACCCGCUCUGGCAUUGCCCUACCUGUUUUUCGUGCCUCUUCUGGACCCCACCACUUUGGCUUCCAUGACACGCUGCUCCCCUCUGGCUGCCCCAACUCCUGUGGCCUACCACCAGAUGGUUGUCCGAACAUGGACUUGUCUAGAGCCUUCGAGUUAAAGACCUAUUUGUGUAGAGACAUUGGCUUUGACCGGUUCAAAACCGUCAUUGUCCCAGGUUAGCCAAUAUGGAAGGUGACACAGGCUCAUCCCCUUCCCCAUGUCAGGCCUGUGCUUGACUUUUAGGACUUUCUCUAAGAAUUAUCUACUAUGUAAAAAUUGCAAUAGCUUUUAUUUUACUACCAUGUCGCUGACCUCGGUGUUGAUGUGGCGCUUCUUCUAGAACUAAUAAUUGUAGCUAAAAUUACACAACAGCACUUUAAAGGGGGGGUUCAGUCAGGUCUCCACAGGAUGUCUUCUGUGCAGGUUCUGCACCGUUGUCCUCUCCUCUGUACAAGUAUGGACGUGUAUACCCCAAGGAGACCUGAUCACUUGUGUAACUGCUACUCAGAUGUGACUCAAAUUUCUUAGAUGCAAUAUGUUACAGUUUUCAACAUUUUUUUUCAAAAUCUCUGCUAGCUGUUAAGGAAUAUGGGACAUUCAUGUUUACAGCUAGAGGCUGAGAACCAGACCUGGCCUUGUACUUCUGACAGCGUAGACUUUGUUACAGUUGGAUCUGAUCUAGACAAUCCCAUGUUACCUGCAUACACGAAGGACACAAGAGUUCUGUCAGGGCCGGUUCACACGGUUUUUGAUGCUGUUUUUCGCACCAUAAAUGCCUCUAAACAGCCUCCCAUUUAUUUAAAAAAGCAUCAUGCUUUGCUGGCGCGGAAUCCGCACUGAUUCUCCCUUUGAAAUGAAUGGAAAGCUGAAAAAAAACAAAAAACGCUCUGUAUGUGUUUGUUUUCUUUGCAUUCUGGUGCCAAAAACUACAAGCUGAAAAUCCAGAUCUGAAUUGACGUAAACACCCAUUUGUUUAAAAAAAUAAAUGCGGGUCCUGUGCAAAACUUUGGAGGCUGAUUUCAAAAUCCAUUGUGUGAACAUCCCUUAUGCUGGUUGCUACUGUGUAUCAGUGCAUGUAAAAUGUGUCGGCCUGGAGUCCAGACUGAUACAUUGUAACAAGCUGUCAGGGCCUGAGACAGAUUUUUGCUGCUGUUGUGGUUAACUCACAUUGGAUUGUCCACAGUAGAUACAAUUGUAACACCCUUAGCUGUGAGAAGUAUAAGGUUUGGGACAAGCCUUCCGGCUCUGGAUGUAAACCUGAAUGUUACCCUUCACUGACUGUAAGCUGAAAUUUUGAAAAAUGAAUUGAAUGCGCAUACAGCCAAAAAUCUUAUUGCAAAAUUGCAUCAAUUUGCAGUACGGGUUGGACUGUGCAGCACACCACCUACCUGUGUGGGUGCGCCCCAAGGGUGCUGUUACGCCACCACGGUUACACUGGUGGCGCACACAGGUACACGGUUCUACAGCUAUACUUACUGCAAAAACCAUAGUAAGUACAGAGCAAUCAGAAUGCCACUGACUGCGGUAACUGCAGCUCAGCCCCAUGUGUAAUGGCACCCUCAGGGUACAGCCACAUAUAGCGUUGUCGCAAAUGUCAUCCACAUGCAGCGGAACGUGCCCGCAGCAUAAUUUGCACUUAUCUUGAGCUGCUGUGUUUUUACAUCUUCAGCACAUCAGUUGUAUUGUGGAUGUCUGCCAUGGAUUUCUCAGUUUGCAGUACAGAGGGUGAAUCUGCUGCAAAACCCACAGGUGGUGAUUUUACCACUGUGACCAAAUCUGCAGCAGACCCCCCUACAUGUGGCCAUACCCUUAAAGGGGUUCGUCUCAUCUCAAACAUUGGCAGCAUAUUGCAAAGACCCGCACAUAUCUCCAGAAUGAAGGAGAGGGCGCCGAGCACGCGUGGUCACCCUCCAUUCACUGCUAUAGGAGAUCUGAAAUUAGCCGAGCGCUGGUUUGGCUACUUCCAGCAGUCUCAUACAGGUGAAUGGAGAGAUGUACAUGUGUAGUGCGCUCUCAACUCCAUUCUAUGGAGGGCGUGGUGCUUUAUUUUCGGGGCCCUUUGCUCCAGGAACCGUUCGUAUCUGACAUUGGUGGUAUAUCCUGGUGAUAUGCCGCUAGUGUUGGAGGCGACACAACACCUUCAAGCUUGAGGGACAACCAUUGCACCUCUUUGGAAUAUUUGCUAAUUUCAUGUGUCUAAUGCCAGACAUUUUAGAGCCGUUUAUAUGGCUACGACAGGGGUCUGCAACCUUCCUCCACUCCAGCUGUUGUGAAACUACAACUCCCAGCAUGCUCAAAUUCACUUCUAUGGGAAUUUCAAGAACAGCCAAACAAGUUGUUGUACCACGGCUGGAGUGACGCAAGUUGCUGAUCUGUGGCCUACCAGACCAGGUGAACACCACGACCUCCACCAUGUGCUCCUGGCCACCUCGAGUUGCCUUACAAUCGGAGUGGAUAGGAAAUCCUGACUUGCUGUGAACUCCCAUCGUCCAAUACAACCCGACCAGUGGAUUGCGUUGCUUCCAUGUAUGGACGACUGCAGGACACUUUUUAUGUUGCUUGUCUUAAGUUGAUGUCUAGCUAAUGCCAACUAGAUAGUAUAGACCUUGUAUAUAUAAUGCUCUUUAUUGAAACACAGGCAAUGGAAACGAAAACAGUCAUGGUAAAGGCGAGGUCAGUAUCUAGAAGGCGACCGUAAGUUCACAGAUAACUGUAUUGUCAAAGAACGUGAAGGCGGCAGGUAGGGGGUUAUGUGUCCUGAGAAGGUGAAAUUGCUCUGUGUGACGUGGAUACGUCCCACGCUUCAUCCAAGGGCUGGCCGUACACCUCCAGGAGCUGGAUGCUCAGCCCCUCCAUACACAUGCAUCCAUGGCUCAGUAGAGAGAGGGGAGAAAGAUGCGGGCAGACGCCUCCUCAUUAGAUCAUUGCAACCUGUGAAGUCACCUUGAAAGAAUGUCUGUUUAGAAAAUGUUUUCUCACUUACCUUCUGGGGGUCCUAAAUAGAAGCAGGCCUCCCUGUAUGCAAAGUAGCAAGUGAGAUCACUUCUCAAGUAGUCAUGGAGCGUGUCAGCUGUGUCCAUUUUAACCUCCCAGUCAUUACCUUGGAUGGACAUUCAGAGGCAGCUGUUGUACCCACCAAGAGGUGUCCCGGAGACUGAACCUCGUUCACCUCGAUCUGUGGCCGUACUUACAGGAUAUCCCUAGUUAUAUGCUGCACUGAGCACUUCUAAUUUUGUCUUUUACAUCAUUGUUGGAUAGCUUUGGUCUUCUCAUUUACUACUUUUUAUACUUGCAUGAGGUGAAACAUAAGAUGUUCACGGUAUUAACCACUUAAAUGGAUUUGGAUUACUUCUAACCACAAAUUAUUUCUCACUUCUUUUUUUUUUUUUU